This is a messenger RNA of Microplitis mediator, 2035 nucleotides long. RefSeq names its product protein FAM166B-like. NCBI's taxonomy places the organism in Eukaryota, Metazoa, Arthropoda, Insecta, Hymenoptera, Braconidae. The transcript is spliced from 5 exons. The coding region runs from base 729 to 1466 and encodes 245 amino acids. The record is from RefSeq and is a predicted model, not a curated record.
GCAAGAAAAAUUACUCUUUUUACUUUAAAAAUCGUAACUGACACUUAGAAAAUUGACGACACGUAUGAUAAAAUUUAUUAUUUGGAAUGUUAAAAUUCCCCAUAUUGAUACCCGGGUUCCGGGUUAUAAUUUCAAACACUAAUUUUUAAAGUUAAUUUUUUUUCGUGUAAAAUAAACUCAUAAUUAAAAAAGAAAUUUACGUUCAAAUGGAAUUUAAAAUAAAAUUGAAAGUACGAUAACACAAUUUUCGAAAUUAUUGAUACUUGUACGAUGCCUGGUACGAAAUAACUCCAUAUAUAUAUGAAUAUAUGUAUAAAUAAGAGUGAACCGGCUACCACGCAAGCUCUUAUCACGCACAAAACUACUACCCCAAAGAACUUUACCCUCCUCGAUGCAAUUUUCCUUGAAUAAAAACUAUUUAAAAGCUACCGCAUACUAUAAAUGUAAAUGUCGAUCUUACAACCCCCAGUAAUUCUUAUCCGCAGCCUUUCCUCGCUCUUAAUCAACACCCUAUCGAUUUUUAUGACAGUGCUGUCAUAAAAAAUAUUCCAUCUGCAAUGCAGAGCGAAUCGAUUGGAGGUGUUUGAAGAAAACGAGUUUAUUUAAUUAUGAAAAAAAGGAAAUUAAUGAAUGAUAGACAAAAAAAAAUAGAGAGUGUUCGAGAUGAUGUUUAAAAGUUAUCAAGGUGAAGCGGUUCACUGGUGCGCGCUGGUUGCUGCUUAUUCACGAUGCAUGCCAUAUACACUGGACACUGUCCCACCUUGAAAUUUCGAGUAGGAAAGCGAUUCGGCGCUAGUACAGAGGAAAUAAUGAAGAUGAUUAAAAAUAACGAGGAAGGCCGUCAAAAGAGACACGAAUUGUUGGAUAAAAAAAUUCUCAAGACUGGGCCAUACAGACCCAAUUCAGGCAAAGACAUACUACUGCCAAUAGCACGUGAACGUGACGUAAGAAGGGACUGGAAGAACAACGCGCAGAUGUAUAAAACACCCCCAUUUAUAUUGGGCUACACGGGUUACAUUCCAGGAUUUAAUAACAUUUAUGGUCUUCCAUUCAUGCAAGCUGUUGAAGAGGGUGGGAAAGAUUGGCGGGAAAUGCAAAAUAAAUUACGCGCUCGACGUGACGCAAUGCGCGCUCAUGUUGAGAGGACAAAUCCACGUAAUUUAUUGUCACGAGCAAGAACUGAUAAUGUUGAUGUUGAAAUUGAUCAUGGGUUCGAUCGUGAUAAAUCAUAUUUUGACAAUCAAGUGACAGCAGACAGGCCACCGAUUGUCGGGUACACUGGACACAUUCCCGGGGCUAAAAGUGAAAUAUCUUUGUCGAGAAGAUACGCGCAGGCUGCGAGAAAAGGCCUGGAGUCGCUGCACGAGCAACGAAAAAAUCGACUAGACUCAAUCAAUGACUCGGAAACUAUCCAAAGAGUUUUAGACACAAACUAUCUUGACGAUACUGGUCACACUAGAGCAUAAAAAAACUAAUGAUCCUGAAGUUAGCUGACAAUCAAUUAAAAAAAAAAAAUAUGCACAUGUAGAAAAUUAAAAAAACUACAGGUGCAAUUUUUUAAAAUAUUUUUUUUUUAUAAUUUAUCGUCUUAAAAAAAAUCCUAAAAUUAUUAGAUGUCGGCUGACUCCAGUAUCUUAAAAACUAACACAUGAUAUUUUUUUAUCAACCAGUUUCUCAAAUCCUAUUUAUAUUUUAUUUAUUUAGUUAAUUUUUUUACUCGAAACUCUCACUAAAAAAACCCUCCAAAGAUUAGGGGGCGGGGGGCAAAAUGGAAUAUCCCGAAAAUUAUAAAAAAAAAUUAUUUUUUAACAGGGGAAAAAAAUUUUUUCAAUUCACUUUGAAUAUCAGUACCCCCCCCCCCUACCCUAUAAAAAAAUUCCGUCCAAAAUCUCAAAAUAUUUCUCCGGAAAUAUUUACGAGAUAAAAAAAAAUGAAUUGCUAUUUUCAUUUCUUAAUUAAUAAAAGAAAUGAAAUUUAGCCCUGUAAAAAUAACUGUAAAUAUGUAGUAUGAAUAAAAAUUGUUAUUAAAAAGUAA